AUGCAGACCUCAAACAAUUGGACUUACCACUCCAUCGUCGGCGCCUAUGCCCUCAGCAUCUUACCGCAUGGAUACUACUAUUGGAAAAUGAUGCGAGCCACAAACUGGAAGACUUCAAACCUAAUGCCCCGUGAGAACCUCAACUCCCUCCGCGACAAAAUCCCCGCAGACAUCUGGGCUCGACUAUGCCGCGCUCGCGGUGCCCAUCUCAACGCUUUUGAAAGCCUGCCACUAUUUGCGGCUGCAAUGAUUGCAGGAAAUGUGUCGAACCUCCCGACUAAGGAACUCAAUAUUCUAGCGGCGGAGUAUCUCGGCGCAAGAGUACUUUAUACAGCGGUGUACAUGGGCGCACGCUCAGAGUUAAUGAGCUAUGUAAGGACGGGCUUGUACGGUUGGAGUGUCGGCAUACCUCUUUAUGUGUUGAUCAAGGCGGGAAACAGCAUGUUGGGGGGUGGGAGUGUUUGA
Molecule: messenger RNA, 465 nt
Organism: Coccidioides posadasii C735 delta SOWgp
Lineage: Eukaryota; Fungi; Ascomycota; Eurotiomycetes; Onygenales; Onygenaceae
Source: RefSeq, a predicted model, not a curated record